This is a messenger RNA of Adineta steineri, 681 nucleotides long. Lineage: Eukaryota; Metazoa; Rotifera; Eurotatoria; Adinetida; Adinetidae. The record is from the annotation of a GenBank genome assembly.
AUGACAGAUAAAAAAGAUUCAACAAUGACCGGCACUAGUGAAGGAACUAGUAAAUUGGUAGAAAAAUAUCUUAAAGAAAUUGAUGAUGACGAAGAUAGUGCUGAUGAAGAUGAACUUCCAGCAAGUGCUUCAGCUCAAAGUCUUGGUGUUCGUGCUCAAAAGAAAAUUCUUAGUAAACUUUCAUCAAAAUCAGUUGCUAAAGUAUUUAUUGAUGAAACAAGUGGUCGUAUAUUAGACAAUUUACAUAAAUUAACUCGUGGUUAUUCAGGUAAUAAAAAAGAAGCUGACAAAUUACUUCGAUCAAUAAUAAAAACAAUUGUUAAAUUGGGUAUAUUAUAUAAAAAUAAUUUAUUUAAUGAAUUUGAAUUAAAACUAAUUGAUGAAUUUCGUAAUCGUUUUCAUUCAUUAUCAAAAGCUAUUGUUACAUUUUAUGAAGUUGAUUUUACAUUUGAUCGUCUUUUUUUAACACGUAUGUGUAAAGAAUGUCAAGAUUUAACACAUAAAAUAAUAUCAACACAUUUAACACAAAAAUCUCAUGUACGUAUUGAUUAUAUUUAUAAUUAUCUAGGAAAUUUACAAUUUCUUGAUUAUGUUUUUAAUCCAAAUUCAACAACAAAUCGUGUAGUUAUUAAAGAAAUUGUUCAAGAUAUGAAUUCAUUAAUGGAUGCUGGAUUACUUUAA